Cryphonectria parasitica EP155 is the source of this 1771-nucleotide messenger RNA. RefSeq names its product DUF1546-domain-containing protein. Gene Ontology annotation, cellular component: SLIK (SAGA-like) complex; transcription factor TFIID complex; SAGA complex. The record is from RefSeq and is a predicted model, not a curated record. Gene Ontology annotation, biological process: RNA polymerase II preinitiation complex assembly; transcription initiation at RNA polymerase II promoter. Gene Ontology annotation, molecular function: transcription coactivator activity; RNA polymerase II general transcription initiation factor activity; protein heterodimerization activity. Lineage: Eukaryota; Fungi; Ascomycota; Sordariomycetes; Diaporthales; Cryphonectriaceae. The coding region runs from base 163 to 1575 and encodes 470 amino acids. The transcript is spliced from 2 exons.
CUCGAAAAACCUCCCACUUAUGACCAGCAAAGAACCUGCAACAAACGAUCUCUUUUGGAACUUGAACAUCUUUACGAGCCAGCUAGCGUUGCAUUGAGUUGACGCCGAAUUCGCCUCGUACACCAGCGCUGGCGGCCGGCUGAACUGCAUGCGCCAGGCAUUAUGGCCGCCGCCCCGCCAAAGCACGUGGAGGAGUCGCGUCUCCUCUGGAAUCCCGAGAAUGUCAAGGACGUCGCCGAGUCCGUCGGCAUCGGUUCUCUGAAUGAGGACGCGCUCAAGGUCCUCCAACAAGAUGUUGAGUACCGCCUGGGCCAGGUCAUCAUCGAGAGCUUGCGUUUCAUGCGACUCGCGGGCCGCACCACCCUGACCGUCCAGGACGUAUCGCAAGCGCUCAAGGCGCUCGACGUGGAACCUCUUUAUGGCUACGACUCGACCCGGCCACUGCGCUUUGGGGAGGCUAGCAUGGGACCGGGCCAGCCCCUGUUCUAUCUGGAAGACGAGGAGGUGGACUUCGAGAAGCUCAUCAAUGCGCCACUUCCCAAGGUGCCUCGAGACGCUACGUUUACAGCCCACUGGCUCGCGAUCGAGGGCGUCCAGCCCACCAUCCCGCAGAACCCCUCGACCACCGAAUCCCGUCCCGCCGAGCUCGUGCCCAAAGGGCCCGGUGCGAAUCCCGCUCUCGCCGCGCUUGCCGGAAACGACAAUGUCUCCUUCAGACCGCAUGUUAGGCACAUCAUCUCGAAGGAGCUCGUCUUGUACUUCGAUAAGAUCCAGUCGGCGAUCCUCGACGAUAACCCCGACGAUGAAGUGCGGCAGCUUCGCGAGGCCGCGUUACAGUCGGUGCGCGCCGACCCGGGCCUACACCAACUCGUUCCGUACUUUGUCAAUUUCAUAGCGAACCAAGUCACCCACAGGCUGGAUGACACCUUCGUCUUAAGGCAGAUGAUGGAGCUUACGGACGCGCUGCUUGACAACACCAACCUCUUCCUCGACCCCUAUGCCAGCCCGCUGAGCGCACCAGUCCUGACGUGUCUGAUGAGUAGGAAGGUUGGAUCGGAGGAGGGCACGGACGCGGUCAAGGAGCAGUAUGAGCUGCGGGAGUUCUCGGCAGGCGUGCUGGGCAGGAUCGCCAAGAACUAUAGCAAGUCGAACACGCGCCUGCGGCCCAAGCUGACGAGAACGUGCCUCAAGUAUUUCCUGGACCCGUCGAAGCCCUGUCCGGUGCUGUUCGGCGCCGUGUGUGGCCUCAGCGCUGCUGGCGGCCCUAUGUCGGUGCGGGUGCUGCUGAUGCCCAACCUCAAGUCGUUCGACACCAUGAUUCUGUCAUCCCUCCGCGAGAGGGGCGUUCCGAACACGGAAUAUGACCUGCUGCUCGGCGCGAUCGUCAAGGCCGUUCAAACCAUCGACAAGACGGAAUUUGACAUGAUGAACGGCGUCAGCGGUGGGGCGGACGGGGACGUCGCCGCGCAGCUGGAGGACUUCCUGGGCCCGACCAUUGGGCGGGCUGUGUUCAGCCUACAGAAGGACCGGCUGAACAGGUUGGUGUUGGAUGCUAAGGCGUUCAAGGACGAUUAGGGGCGCGUCUGUAGGCGCGAAAGGGAAUCCUGUCUUUUAUAAUGGUGAACGGAGUCCAGGCUGGUAUCUUAACCACAGGGAUAGGGCGAAUGGCUUACUUGAAUCCUCUUUUGAUCCCGGGAAAAGGCGUUAGGACACACAGGUAAUUAGGAGGCGAAAAUAACAUCCGUCAAUGCAUGUUACAUGAUUGAAUCUC